Molecule: messenger RNA, 475 nt
Organism: Bactrocera neohumeralis
Lineage: Eukaryota; Metazoa; Arthropoda; Insecta; Diptera; Tephritidae
Gene: Neb-cGP
Product: putative 60S ribosomal protein L33
Exons: 3
Coding region: 119-277 (52 amino acids)
Source: RefSeq, a predicted model, not a curated record
CUCAAUUUCGAAUUCGACAUUGCACUUACAUAACCUAACCUCGAAAUUUUGACAGUUGUCUGCAAGUAUUAGCGAAUAUUUUUCCAUCCGCUAAACAGGCUAAACUUAAAGCGACAAAAUGGCUGGAGAUUCACAUGCUGAGGAUGCGAAAUUGUCUGGACUGUCGAAACAUUUCAAUGGCUCCACAAUGCGUGGUCGCGCAAAUGUGGCUAAGGCUACUUAUGCUGUGAUCGGUCUCAUCAUUGCCUACAAUGUUGUCAAACCCAAGAAGAAGUAGAGCAGUUCAACAGUUCUUUAAAGCCAAAACAUAGCGAUACUAAUCAAUUCGUAAUGUUGUUAGUGACAGCUGCAGCAUUGCUGUGCUUGUGGGAAGUUGACGACAUAGCUUGUUGUGGGGGAAUUUAUUGCUUAAUUUGCGGCUGGAAUUAUGCGUUUCUUAAAAAGUGAAAUAAAAUUGUAUUGAACGUAAAAUCAA